This is a messenger RNA of Brassica rapa (field mustard), 4075 nucleotides long. RefSeq names its product protein RALF-like 18. Lineage: Eukaryota; Viridiplantae; Streptophyta; Magnoliopsida; Brassicales; Brassicaceae. The record is from RefSeq and is a predicted model, not a curated record.
ACAAAGAUAAACUUUUUAGUAUUUUUACAGAUAUUAAGAAAACACAUUAAACUACCAUAAUAAAUAUAUCAUUUUCUGUAAUUUUCAAUUUUUAAUAACUUUUAACCAAUAGUAAUUCAAUAAAAUCAAUUAAUUUUUUUGAAGUUUACAAUUUUUUCAUAGAAAACACAAAAAAUACUUAUUUAUGAAACAAAUUUUUUUUCUAAAAAGUCUAUCAUUAAGAAACGGAUGGAGUAUAAAAAACACUAGCAAUAUUCAACUAUGAAAUUAUUUUUUUUAUAAAAAUUGAAAUACAAGUUCAUGUUCUAAAUUCUAAUGCAUCCUAUCAGUUAUUUUGAUACACUUCCCUUAAUUUUGAUUGAGCCUUAAAUGCUAAUAUGCAUAUGGAAAACAAUAAUUAAUUUUUUGACCGGUUUAUGUUAUGCGAAUUGACUCGCUUAGUUCAACUAGUCUUCUUUGAAUAAUAUCAACUAUCAAGUACAAUGAAUCAUGAUUAUAUUGUUAUAAUUCAGGUAUGAAAACCAGAUUUUUACCCAAAGUAAAAGAAUCCAAAAUCAUUAAGUCAAAUAUUCCAAGAACCAUUAAUACAAAUGAAUAUGUAGUCAUAAAACAUGAACCUAUAAAAAUCAACAUAUAUAUAAUUGUAGACUAAAUCAAGUGUUUAGUUACAAUAAGAAGGCUUGUAAUCAGUAACGAAAUCAAUUACUCUCCAUUUCAUACCCCUCUUUGACAUUCAAUGAUGAAUCUUGUGAAGUUCUUGGUUAUUGUCAUGACCAUCUCAAUGGCUUUAUGUCCAGCAUUAGUCCAAUGUCGACAGAUAAAAUGUGACUGGUUAAGUGGGAAUUGCAUCAAAGGUGGAACAGAAGACAUCACGAAGAUGAUAUCAUAUAUAGGUGUGAGCCAUAGGAUUCUCCAAGGGACACGGUAUAUAAACUACGAUGCACUGAAGCACAAUGUACCAGCUAAACAACAUGGUCAAAAGGAUCGACCGGAUAACUCAUACCGGCGAGGUUGUACUCUCGCUACAGGAUGUUACCGGCUUACGAAUUAAAUAACAUAAAUACUAAUUUUUAUUUUUAGCGUAACACAAAAAGAUUUUUUGUUUUUCUCUUUGGUUUCCAUUUUUCUGUUAAUGUAUUUCUUAUCACCUUUGAUUGGCAUCUUCUGUAACAUUGAAAUUUUCAUUACUGUCUCCAGUAACAUUGGAAUUUUCAUUACUAUCUUAGGUAACAUCUAAUUCACUUGGGUGAAAGGGAAAUUGUAUAUAUGACUAACUGAAGUAUAUAAUCUACACCAUCAUUAACCUAGAAUUAGGGAGGGGGUUUAGGAUCAAUUAAUUUCUGUACUCGAUCUUAAGAUCCCAAAACUUUUAACCAAUAGUAAUUUAAUAACUUUACAUGACUAUUCUAAUACUUAAAGUAAAAAUUCUAGUAACCAAAUCGGAAUAGAAUAACCAACGAAACAUAACACCAUAUAAAAAGAUCUAGCAAACUUAGAUAAUGAGUCCGGCCUAGAAUUUUUUGUUCAAGAAAAGUACCAAUUCUGAAGUUUUGAAAACGUUUCUUUUGUGGUACUAUCUCCAUCAGCUUUCUCGAAAAUAUGUGCCAUGCUUCUGGACUGUGAAUCACUAUUAUUAGAUCUUGACAAUCUGUUCCAAAGCGUUGCAUGUUGAGUGUUGGAGAAUACAUUUUAUUGGCCAUAUGAAUGCUUCAAAUUUAGCUUGUAGUGGAGACAACCUUCUCCUACGGUUUCUGGUUCUAACAAGUAAUGUUUUCCUAGAUUGAUCUUUCCAAAUCCAACAUCGCAACCGUUAAAAUGUAAGUCUUGACGCCAAGAACCAUCGAACAUUCAAAUAUUUUGAAAGAUUACAGCUUAUGUUAAUUGAUGAUUUUUUUGUACGUCAAGUUGAUUUUCUCCCAUAUUUGCCUCAUGCCAAGCUCGAGAUUCCUCCUCUGUGUGUCUAAUGGAUAUCAAACUAGUUCCUCUAAAAAGCUUGUCAUUUCGAGCUUUGGGGUGAAUUUUUUUCCUGGAUAUGGAUCUCUCUCCUGUUAUAAGUAUUCUAAUUUGGUUUUUCUCCAGGACAUAUUGAUUGGUGUAUAAACUCGAUCUCUGAAAAUUGAUGGCAGGUUUGUCUAGUUCCUAAGUUCAAAGUUUGACGAGAUGGAGGCCAUUUGAAGAUCACAUGGUUUAUAGAUUCAUACAUAGCCCCCACAUCAAGGACAAUGAUUAUCACAUCACAUAUUGUAGAGCUUAAGAUUACUCAUACCCACCAAGUUUCCAUGCGUAAUCUGCCAUAUAAAAAGGCGUAUUUUUUAGAUGUCUUUAUUUUUCCAAGCAAAUGCUUGAAACAGAUGCAUGCUCGGCUCUGUACCCAUUGAUAUAGUUUUCCUGUUAAGGAUCAUUUGGCCACCCAAUAUCCAUCCGUAUUUAAAUGUAUACUGACUAUAUUUCGUAUAACUCCACGUAAGUCAUCCAUGUGCAGUGAUUGACUGACUCAGUGCCAAGCUUUGUAUAAGUGAAAUAUUGUCUAGCACCACUAAAGCUUCCAAAAUGGCAUUGACUAGUGCAAUAGCUUGAUCCGGUCUAGCCGAAGACGAUGGGACCCAAGAAUCCUCCAAAGCUCUGAUCUCAUAGCCAAAAUGAACUUUUCUCCUAUUAACCAAAGAUAACAAUGAUUUUGCUGCUGAAAUACUUGUCCAGGCCUAUGCAGGGCCGGUCUCGAGCAUAAGCGAGGUAACCGACCGCUUAGGACAUCAUAUUUUAAGCGAAAAAUUUAGUUGUAUAUAGGGCAUAAAAUUUUUUUUACAUAAAUAACAAAACCAUAAAAUUUUAAAUGAGCUUAGGGCAUCAAGAAAAAAAUGAGAAUGUUGGACCGGCACUGGGCCUAUGAUGGAUUACUACGAGCAAUAGCGAACAAAGUCUGUAACACUUGCCUCAUAACACCCAUGCUAAAAUAUAAUUUGGAUACUUAAUUAACCUCCACAAUUUCUUAACUAGUAAUGCUUGAUUGGUAGAGUGGAUGACAAAGUAGUAGCAAUAUACUAUAAAAACAGUAUACUCUUAUGAAUGCAAUUAAUAAAAUGAUUGGUAGAGCAGCAAUUAUAUAUAAUUAUUAUAUGAUAUAUAAUUUGCUUAUUUCUGAAAAUAUAGAUAUAUUAUAUGUAUAAUUAAUUUGCUUAUUUGUAUAGGUAUAUUAAUUUUUAUAUUUUAUUGACAAUAGUGAAUUAUAUUUAAUUAUAUAUAUAAUUUAUAUUUUAAAUGUAAAAGAAUUUUAUUUAUUUAAAAUUAAUUAACAUUUUUUUAAAAAAUAAUUAAUUUCUUAAAAAUUUAAAAUUAUUUUAAAAUAAUUUAAUUUUUAAUAUUUAAAUUUUAUUUUAUUUUAAUAAAUUUAUUUUUAUAAAAAAUAUUAUUUUUUAAUAUAAUUUUGGAUAUAAAAAUAAUUUUGUGAUAUUAUUAUAUUAAAUUAUUUGAAAGAUUUUAUAUAUUCUUAAUGCAAUUGCUCUACCAAAAACUUCAUAUGAAAGUAUUGAUAGAAAUAGUGGCUGACGUAGCAUAAAAUUUUAGUGGGGGCAAAUUACACAUAAAUAUAGAAAUUGAGGUUAAAAUGUGAUUUUUAAUAUAAAAAAAUAGCUAACAUUUACAAAGAAUUUGAAAUUUUUGUGGGUGCAAGUGUCACCCUCUUAAUACACAUGCAUCCGCCACUGGAUAGAGAGCAUUUGAGGACCAUUUGCAGUUUUGCACCACGUAGAUGCUAUUCUAAAUGCUUUUGAAAAAAAUGUUGAUUGGAUAAUGCUUAUGUUUAUGUUUAUGCUAAUUCUCUGCAAAUCAAGCAAGGUUGAAGUCAUGGAUCAAACAAAAUCAUAUACCCUCUUUAUCUUAAAUACUAUCUCACCAAGUCAAACGUAAAUUUGGUAAGAAAUCAUUCUAUUACCUUCUUCACUAUAACACUAUGAGGAAAAAAUGUGGAUAUAUAUUAUUUUCAUCUUUGGCCAUAAAUGACUUUAUUGUAUAUUUGUAUUAGCUAGUAUAUAUAUAUAUAUAUAUAUAUAUAUAUAUAUAUAUAGACUAACAAAGA